Amborella trichopoda is the source of this 2861-nucleotide messenger RNA. RefSeq names its product phosphate 1 (gene PHO1). Gene Ontology annotation, cellular component: membrane. Gene Ontology annotation, biological process: cellular response to phosphate starvation. Lineage: Eukaryota; Viridiplantae; Streptophyta; Magnoliopsida; Amborellales; Amborellaceae. The record is from RefSeq and is a predicted model, not a curated record.
GAAAACCUUCUCUCAUUUCCCCUCUUUCUUCUCAGAAAUUCUAGAGAGAGAGAGAAAAUGGUGAAGUUCUCAAAGGAGCUUGAAGCCCAACUGAUUCCUGAAUGGAAAGACGCCUUCGUAAACUACUGGAAACUGAAGAAACAUGUGAAAAAGGUCAAAAUACUCUUCUCCAUGAAAGCAUCUGCAAAAACCUGUGAAGUCACAGGAUUGAACCGUGCCUGCAAUCUGUGGAGAUUGGCUUCGAGUUACAUAGCUGGAGGCCCUAGACAUGAGAUUAUUGAGGUUAGAGAGAGAGAGGGUGAUGAGGGAGAGGGAGAAGGGUUGUUCAAGACCGAUUUGGUGCGACUGUUUACAGAGGAUGAUGAGGUGAAAGUGUUCUUUGAGAUGUUAGAUGAAGAAUUGAAUAAGGUUAACAAGUUCUAUAAGGUGAAAGAAGGGGAGUUCUUAGAGAGAGGAGAGAUAUUGAAUAAUCAACUGCAAAUAUUGCUUGACUUGAAGAGAAUUCUCCACCAUAGAUGCUUGCCUCGAUCCAAUUCAUCAUCAGUGAGAAGCUCAGACUGCUCUGAAAGCAUGACUGAAACCGACGAGUCCGUACGCUCACCGGAAUAUGAGACAUUUGCCGGAUUCACGAGGUUGAAGACCAAGAAGGAGAGCUUGAAAAUCAAAGGGAAGCCGAAAACCGCCAUGAGGAUCGAAAUUCCAGCGACCACUCCGACGAAGGCGAUCUUGGCCAUCACUCAGAACGUUUGGGAAGAUAUUAUUAAUCACCCCAAGAAAGAGCCAGCUUUUGAGUCUCUUAAUAGGAAGAAGAUCCAGUGUGCACAGAAGAUGAUAAGGGGAGCAUUUGUGGAGCUCUAUAAAGGCUUGGGCCUGCUCAAGACUUACAGCUCACUCAACAUGGUGGCCUUUACCAAGAUACUCAAGAAAUUUGACAAGGUUUCCAAACAAGAAGCUUCCUCAACCUACCUUAAAGCUGUGAAGAGAUCAUAUUUCAUAAGUUCAGACAAGGUGGUGAGACUGAUGGAUGAGGUGGAGUCCAUAUUCACUAAGCAUUUUGCCAACAAUGAACGCAAAAAGGCCAUGAAAUUCUUGAGGCCUCAACCAAACAGGGAUUCACACAUCAUCACCUUUUUAGUUGGGCUAUUUACAGGGUGUUUCGUAACGCUAUUCACAGUGUAUGCUUUCUUGGCUCACCUCUCCGGCAUGUACUCCACCACCACUACAACUGAAGCUGGUUACAUGGAAACCGUUUACCCUGUUUUCAGCAUGUUUGCUUUACUAAGUUUGCACAUGUUUUUGUACGGGUGCAACCUCUUCACUUGGCAAAGUGCAAGGAUCAACAACAACUUCAUCUUUGAUUUCUCUCCAGGAAAUUCUCUAAGGUACAGGGAUGUGUUCCUUAUAUGCACCUCCUUCAUGACUUUGGUGGUCGCUGGCAUGGUCACGCACCUCGUCUUGCGUGCCAAGGGCUACCCUCCUAGCACUGUCGAUACAUUACCCGGCAUCCUUCUGUUGGUGUUCACAGGCCUUCUCAUUUGUCCUUUCAAUGUCUUCUACCGCCCCAGCCGGUACUACUUCUUGCGAGUUAUCCGGAACAUAAUAUGCUCACCCUUCUACAAGGUACUGAUGGUGGACUUUUUCAUGGCAGAUCAGCUAACAAGUCAGGUGCCAUUGCUAAGACACAUGGAGUUUACAGCCUGCUAUUAUCUUGCAGGGAGCUUCAAAACCCAUCAAUAUCAAACCUGUAAGAAUAACAAGCUUUACAAGGAACUGGCCUAUGUCAUCUCUUUCCUGCCAUAUUACUGGAGAGCCAUGCAGUGUGCACGAAGAUGGUUCGAUGAAGGUGAUAUCAACCACGUGGCCAACUUGGGGAAGUACGUAUCUGCCAUGUUGGCAGCGGGUGCUCGGCUCACAUAUGCUAUGCAGCCCACUCCAACAUGGUUUGCUUUGGUCAUAAUCACUUCCACAAUGGCAACUAUCUAUCAGUUAUACUGGGAUUUUGUUAAGGACUGGGGGCUACUUAACCCCAAAUCCAAGAACCCAUGGCUAAGAGAUGAGCUCAUUCUAAAGCACAACAGCAUCUACUAUGCUUCCAUUAUUUUCAAUUUCAUUUUGAGACUGGUCUGGGUCGAAACAGUGAUGCACCUCAACAUUGGGAGAGUUGACUCUCGAGUUCUCGAUUUUUUCAUGGCCUCAUUGGAGAUAAUACGCCGUGGGCAUUGGAAUUUCUACAGGUUGGAGAAUGAACAUCUAAAUAAUGUGGGCAAGUUCAGAGCUGUGAAGACCGUGCCCUUACCAUUUCAAGAACACUACUACGAUAAUUGAAUACUUGCCUCCAGACAGAAGAUAGUUUGGAGGCAGACAAGGGAAUGAAUGAAAAAAUCUAAUCCCCUUAAGCUUAAUGAGCACAAAAGAGAGAGAGAGAGACCGCAAGGGGGGGCACACAAACAUCAAAGCAAGUUGAUGGAUUAAGAUUUAAGUGAGAGAGACAGUUAAACCCACUCAUAUUGGAACCACAAGGUUCACAUUGCCAUGAAGAUAGAAGAAGGCCACAACAAAUUGAAUCUCUUUGUAGUUAGCGGCAUCUCUGAUCCAAGAAAAGGGAUAGACUCUGAUGUGAGUCAAAGACCACCACAUCAUCAGAAGGUUUUUUGGAUCUGGAAAUGUUAAAUGUAAUGUUUGGGAUUGCUUCCAUUUUUCCUGUGUAUAAUGCUGACUUGAGAUUUCAAAAGACGGGUCAUUGAUCAUGUCAAUUGAGGCAAUGUCUUACUCUUACCAAAUUGUACAUGGUGACCAUGAGUAUGUCGAUUUAAUAACUCCUGAUUUUUCGAGUCAGAAAAAUGAAGUUUGCAAUUUGAUGA